Spinacia oleracea (spinach) is the source of this 3950-nucleotide messenger RNA. RefSeq lists its product as uncharacterized. The transcript has 5 exons. Lineage: Eukaryota; Viridiplantae; Streptophyta; Magnoliopsida; Caryophyllales; Amaranthaceae. The record is from RefSeq and is a predicted model, not a curated record. Bases 1 to 3672 code for a protein of 1223 amino acids. Gene Ontology annotation, molecular function: DNA binding; zinc ion binding.
AUGAUGAUAGGAAGUUGGCUAAGUCCCUUUUUAUAUACGGACUAUAAAACUACUAGAUAUUUGUUUGGAAAAAUUGACGAGAAAAAUCCCAACUUUGAUCAUUUCGCUUUUAUUAUUCCCAACUAUGAUUUAUUUUUUAAUAAUCCAAACUAUUACACCCAAUUAUGUUACUGGGAUCUUAUAGAUUUGGGUAAGAAAUGUGGGGAGUAUAGAAAGAUUGAAGGAGUAUCAUAUUUAAUUCCAAACCUUACUUUAGUCAAUGGUUUAAGGAAGGUGAUUAAUGAUAAAGAUUGUUUGGAGUUGGCUAAUUUAGCUUCAAAAUUUAGGUGCGUGGAGGUGUAUUUGCUUCAUGGAUUAGAUGAACCACCUUUGGCAGAAGAUUCUACCACCGUAAACCAGUCUUUUAGACCUCAAAAAAUCCAACCAAAGAGGGGUCCAUCAUCUAAAACUGUCAUUACUCCAGUGAGGUCAAGUCCUAGGAAAAAACAAACAAUUUUUAUAAGUAAACAACUCACUGUUUCUGAGGAUUUUGCCACACCAGAAAAACUCCUUUCCAAAAAAGAUGCUGCCAGAUCAUCAUCCACCCAAAAAGUUGCUUCCACCUCACCAUUGAUGACUAAACAUACAUUAUCCACACAAACUUCAGAUCUAACCCCUGAAAUCCCUAGCUCUUUGCCAAUAUUUUCACAACCAGCAACAAACACUACUUCACUUCCUUCUUUUUCAUUUCCCACGCACUCUUCACCUCUACAAAAUGAUAGUGACUUUCUAAACUCAUAUGAGUGGAAUGAUCCAAGGCCUGAGAGUCCUUUAAAUUUUACUGAUCUGGUGGGAAAUUUUAGUGAUGAGAGUGACGACAAUGAUCCUAUCUAUGAUCCUUUUCAUGAUAAAGGGAAGUUGGUCUAUAAGAAGAGUGAGGUAAUUGGAGAAAUUUGUGAUGAUGUGGAGAGUGGUGAAGACUUUGGUUAUGAAGAUGGAGAUUUUGCAGAGACGGGUCAAGGUGGGGAAGAUGAUAAGGAUCUUGACUUCGAAGAAGAAGAAAAUGAACGGAUUAUCAAUGAGGAGUUGCAGUUUGAAUCGGAGAAUAGUGAUGAUGAAUAUAAAACAGCUAGGGAGAGAGUGAAGGCUUGUAAUAAUAAUCUUGUUGAACUAGCUCAACAACUUGAAAGAGAAGCAUAUAAGGGUAAGCUAGGUUCACAACAAGAAGCUGCAGAAAUCGGGGAAGGAGAAGGGCCAAGUGUUGGUGGAUAUGUGAGUGAGUAUGAGGAGAGUGAUGAUGAAAUACACACACCGCCUGAUAGUUCAGAUGAAGAUCUGAAAGUGGGUAGAAAAAUAAGACCGAGACUUCUUGUUAGCCCUCACACCGAUUUCUCACAGUUUAAGUGGAAAGUGGGGCAAAGAUUUGCAACACGAGAUAGUUUCAGACAGGCUGUGGCUAAUUAUGCAGUCUUACAGGGGAGGAAUGUGACAUUUAGAGUUAGCAACAAAAAAAGGCAGCAAAGGUUAGGAGUGAAGUGCGUUGAGAAUUGCCCUUUUUAUGUGUAUGCAUCUUGGGAAUCUAGAAGGGCAACUUUGAUUGUUAAGAGGGUGUUCAGUGAGCAUACAUGCCAUAGAAAUAUGAAGAAGAAUAGACAGUUGAAGGAUAGUUGGGUUGCGAAACAAUUUGUUGAUGUCUUUAAGAGUAGACCACAUUGGCCUGCCAAAGAAAUUAUGGAGUGUAUUAGACGAGCAUAUAAGGUGUUGGUCAAAAGAGAUUUCGCUUACAAGGUCAAAUAUGCAGCUCAUAGGUUGUUACAUGGUUCUAUGCAUGACCAUUACAACAAAGUUGAGAGUUAUGUGGCUGCAUUGAAGGCUUGUAGUCUUGGUACGCACUUAGACUUAGUUACCGAUGUGACUAAGCAACCAUUCCCACCUGUGUUUCAGAGAUUGUUUUGUUGUUUUGAAGGUCUGCAAAAAGGAUGGAAGGAGGGAUGUAGGAAGGUAUUGUGUGUAGAUGCAUGUUUCUUGAAAACAUUUUUAGGUGGAGAACUACUUUCUGCUGUUGGGAGAGAUGGAAAUGAUCAAAUGUUUCCCGUGGCUUGGGCAGCUGUGGAAGGUGAAAACAACCUUUCACGGGAGUGGUUCUUUGACCAGUUAAAGUCAUGUCUUAAUCUAGGUGAAGGAGAAGGCAUUGCAAUCAUUUCUGAUGAGCAUCAGGCUAUUUUAAAUGGUGUAAAAAAUGUCUUCCCGAAAGCAGAACAUAGGCAUUGUGCUAGACAUAUCUUUGCCUUGUGGCACAAGACCUACAGAGGGGAUGAGAUGAAGCUGCAAUUUUGGAAAAUUGCAAAGGCUUUCAAUCUGGCAGACUACAAUGACGCCUUAGCUGAAUUGGAAGCGAUCAACAUAGAUGCUGCCACUGAUUUUAAAGGAUACAAUCCAAGAUUUUUUUGCAGAGCCUACUUAGAUCCAACCAUCAGGACAAAUGCAAUUACUAACAAUAUGGCAGAAACCUUUAAUGGUUAUAUAAUCCAAGCAAGAACAAAGCAUCUCAUCUACAUGUUAGAAGACAUUAGAGCUGCCCUUAUGCAGAGAAUGGUUUCCAAAAGGCAGGAAAUACAAAAGGCAACGUCUAUCCUUUGCCCAAGGAUUCAAGCACGGUUGGAAGAUGAGAAGCUCAAGGCUGCAAACUGUGAUGUUAUUCCAUCGAGUGAUCACCUCUUCAAUGUUAAUUACUACCUUGAUAAGCUGGUGGUUGACUUAGAAGCAAAAACUUGUACAUGCCGAAAAUGGGAUAUGGUUGGAAUCCCUUGCUGCCAUGCUGUUGCUUGUAUCUACUUCCAGAAUAAAGAAGCUGAGGAGUUUGUUGAUGACUACUAUAAGAGGGAUUCAUACUUGAGUGCUUAUGCAGGCUCCAUUCCACCAUUGGAGGGAGAAAGGCAUUGGCCUAGAAUUCAGAGCCACUUAGACCCACCACCCAUUAAGAUAGGCCCUGGAAGACCUAGAAGAAAUAGGAUUAAGGAUCCUUUUGAAAACCCCAAAAAGCCUGGUUCAUUGAACAAAGUUGGUGUGGAGAUGACAUGUAGUUUGUGUCUUUUCAAAGGGCACAAUAAAAGAAGAUGUCCAAAUAGGGACACAACUAUUCCAAGAGAACCGGCUCCAAAAAGACCAAGGGGGAGACCAAGGAAUGAUGGCCAACAACCACAUUCAAAGGCAACAUCAAGUUCAACUACUGUUAUUUCUUCUGCACAUCCACAAAACAACACAUUGUCGGUUCAGUUGCAGGAUACACAACCGUCCCAAGCACACCACUCAGCAACUUCCCAACCCAGCCAACUUGGCAAAGGUGGAAGGAUGAUCAGAGUUGGUAAGGGAUCAAGGGGUGGAAGCACCAGUGGCGGAAGAGGGAAAGUAAAUGCAAAUAGUACUGGAAAAGGGAAAGGGGUUGCAAACACAGCAGGAAGAGGAAGAGGGGGUCUGAAUGGAAGUAAAACAGGUCAAGGAAGAGGUAGAGGAAAAGGAAAAAAUCAGGUACCAGUUGGUGUUGGAAUUUACAUCGCAGAUGAUGGUUCAACACUAACAAAUCUUCCUACAAAAUCUGGUAGACCAAGGGGUAGGCCUAGAUUGGUUAACGAGCAACCCAUCUUUGCAAGCCAGCCAAGCCAAGCAUCCACUCUAUGUCAACCAACUCAGUAAAUGGAUGAAAAAUCAACAACUUAUCUAACUUUUUGAAACCAAAACAUAUCAGUUAUAUUUUGAAAUUCACCAGUUCUAACGUCCAAGAUUUAACUGGUUUUCAAGUGUUUUUUGCUCGUAUAUUUAACCUUGGAGAAUGCCAUUGAGUUUGUUGGAACUUAGAUUGUAUUUUGACAUUUUUUUGGACCUUGUGUUAUUUGUUUAAUUUGGCACAUUCUGUAGCAUUAUUAGGGGUGAAAAAAACCCGAUUCGACUCAACACGAUCCCUAGUUUGACUA